AUGUACGUUCUCAAGGCCUUUGUCAUAUCUUUGAGUGCAGUCAAGGCAUUUGCGGCCACCUCUACUACGGAUGCCGCCGCGAGCUCCAUCACUGGAUGUCAUACUCACGGGUCAGAAAUAUUCUGCUUUGAUAAUGAUGGACACGAGGUUCUGGUGUCGGCAACUACAACACCCACGAGUGGAACACCGGCGCAGUACACUGGCUGUCAUUCUCAUGGAAACGAGUCAUAUUGCAUGGAUCAAGACGGAAAUGAUGUCUUGGUACAAGAGCAAGAGACUGAUGAUGAAGAAUCAGACGAACACGACCAUAACCAUGAAGAGUCUGAAGAAUCCGAGUCGACAGAGAAAACUAACUGCCAUUUCCAUGCUGGUGUAGAGCAUUGUGUCAGCGCAGGGGAGUCCGAGGAGAGUAGCCAUCAGUCCUGUGGCAUUCAAACAAGAGACUACAAUGUACCCCUAAGGAUUGGAACACUAUUCGUUGUUCUCAUCACCAGUGCGAUCGGUGUCUUCGCCCCUAUUAUUUUGUCUAAGCUUCCAUUUGCAUCCAUGAAUUCCGUGGUAUCAACGAUCCUAAAACAAUUCGGCACGGGCAUCAUUAUCGCGACAGCAUUUGUUCAUCUAUACACACAUGCCUCUCUUAUGUUCACUAAUGAAUGUCUGGGCGAACUGGAUUACGAAGCAACUACUUCUGCGGUGGUCAUGGCUGGUAUAUUUCUGGCAUUCUUGUUUGAAUAUAUCGGCCACCGAGUUACCACUGCAAGGGCCGCAAAAGCAGGCACAUCACCUUCGGAGCCUUCAAGCUCCCAAGAAUCUUCUCGCAAAGAGGAUGUCCCACCUCACCAGCAGGUGACACUAGCACAUGUUGGGCAUACCCAUGGGCCACCUCUCGAUCUGACCAAACCGAUCACAAAAUUUUCGGUACUUGUGAUGGAAGCUGGGAUACUGUUUCACAGUAUCCUAAUUGGUCUCACGCUAGUCGUUGCUGGAGACUCUUUCUAUAAAACUCUUCUGGUGGUUAUUGUUUUUCAUCAAUUCUUCGAGGGUCUAGCGCUUGGGGCUCGCAUUGCGAUGCUCCCGGGGGCAAUCUUUCCUUCGAAAGCCAUUAUGGCCGGAGUGUUUGCCAUUAUCACUCCUAUCGGGAUGGCCAUCGGCCUGGGCGUACUGCACUCUUUCAACGGGAACGAGAAGAGCACCCUAAUUGCGCUCGGAACAUUAGAUGCCCUUUCUGCUGGUAUUCUUGUGUGGGUAGGCGUUGUAGAUAUGUGGGCUCGAGACUGGGUGAUCGAAGGAGGUGAAAUGUUCAAUGCACCUCUGACGAGAGUGCUAACAGGUGGAUUGGCUUUGGUGACUGGGCUCGUUCUGAUGGGGCUGUUAGGUAAAUGGGCUUAA
Penicillium cataractarum is the source of this 1389-nucleotide messenger RNA. It is a transcript of the gene zrfC, whose product is annotated as putative ZIP Zinc transporter. Gene Ontology annotation, cellular component: plasma membrane. Gene Ontology annotation, biological process: zinc ion transmembrane transport. The transcript is spliced from 4 exons. Lineage: Eukaryota; Fungi; Ascomycota; Eurotiomycetes; Eurotiales; Aspergillaceae. Gene Ontology annotation, molecular function: zinc ion transmembrane transporter activity. Bases 1 to 1389 code for a protein of 462 amino acids. The record is from RefSeq and is a predicted model, not a curated record.